AGGGCCCCUCGUUGAAACUGACCGCGACCUGAAGAUGAUAGAGGAGCGUGAGGCGAGGACAACGUCCCGAAAAACAAGGACAAGGAAUCUCCUCCAAUAAAAAUGUUGAAUUCGCUCACAUUACUCCUGGAAAAAGUGUUCUUCCUCACUCACCUCAAUGCCUUCCGGCCCAGUUUGUUGUUUUCAGACACAGACAGAGCGAGGGAGAAGAAGAGAGUUACACAUCACUGCGAGAAUGAGGGGUGGAGAGAGAGAGUCCCGGAUACCUCCGCCGGGGCCGCACUCCCAGAGUCCAUUUACCAACGGGGAGACUUGCUCGAAGUGCCCCGGACUCUAUUCACUCAUUUUGGCAUAUAUUUAGGAGACAACCGGGUGGCCCAUCUGAUUCCGGAUAUCUUGCCACUCUUUACAACGGACACGCGUUCAAUCCAGGUGAUGGUAACAAACAAACGCUUAGUUCUCGGAGUUUUAUCCAAGAGCGCCAGCAUCCGGGUGGAUACCGUUGAGGACUUUGCGUAUGGAGCAUCAAUUCUACUGAACGCGAUGGACACUACCGUGCAGAAACGACCGUUGGAUGGCGAAGAGAUCGCGAGUAGAGCGGAGAAACUGGUUGGGAAGAUACCGUACAGCUUGCUUUGGAAUAACUGUGAACAUUUCGUUACUUAUUGCCGGUAUGGCAUUGCAAUCAGCAUUCAGACUGACAAGUUCUGUGAUUGGCUGAAAUCUGUCAUCCGGGAUCACAGGAGUGUUCCGCUGACGGCGUUCCUGGGAAUUCUGUCUGUGGUCUAUCUUGGAAUGUCGUCCUACACCGCCAUACCCACCCUCCUCAUCCCCUUCACCCUCUGGAUGGCUGGCUGAUUCUGGGAAUUCAAUAAUGGACUUGGAAUGAUGGAAUUUUAUAAUAUGUAUUGAAGUGUAUGUGCUGUGUUUUAAAUGGCUCCAGAAAUGGGCAGCAAUGACAGCAUUAUGACAUCACUAUGACAGCAUUAUGACAGCAUUAUGACAUCACUAUGACAGCAUUAUGACAUCACUAUGACAGCAUUAUGACAGCAGUAUGACAUCAUAAUGGCAGCAUAAUGACAGCAUUAUGACAACAUUAUGACAGAAUAAUGACAACAUUAUGACAACAUUAUGACAGAAUAAUGUUACAUUUUUCAGAACGCUUAAAUACAGGUCAUUAACAGUUUCUGUACCCAUCUCUAACCAUGAACACUGCACAGAAUGUAUUUUUCACAUCGUAACAACUUUAUACUGUAUUUUUUAUGUAAAUAAAUACCUGUACAUUG
Oncorhynchus keta (chum salmon) is the source of this 1286-nucleotide messenger RNA. RefSeq names its product lecithin retinol acyltransferase-like. The record is from RefSeq and is a predicted model, not a curated record. Gene Ontology annotation, biological process: retinol metabolic process. NCBI's taxonomy places the organism in Eukaryota, Metazoa, Chordata, Actinopteri, Salmoniformes, Salmonidae. The transcript has 2 exons. Gene Ontology annotation, molecular function: phosphatidylcholine-retinol O-acyltransferase activity. Bases 103 to 858 code for a protein of 251 amino acids.